UUGAUUAUCGGUAGCUCAUGUUACUCUCAUUCAGCGGAAUAUACGUAUUGUUCCAGAUGUCGUUUCAACUUACCCCUCACCGAGAAGUUGGAUGGAGACAUAGAAUGUCGCCUUUUCACACCUUAUGAUCGUCGACAUGUUGUUGGACGACUAUAUCUUUCCGCUCAUUUUGUCUGUUUUGCUAGUCGUACUGAGCGUCUAGUGUCUGUUGUACUUCCCAUUGUCGACAUAUCCUCUGUAGAAGAAUGUACCGCCGCAUAUGGAGAGAAUCUUACACGAGGCUCUGGAUUGCUUAUUUGCUUACAAAAUGGGGGAACUGUGGUAUUUUCUUGGGUACCAGACAGGGAUCGGGUGCUUGCAAAGAUUACCACAUUUGCAGAAAGGUAUAGGAUUGAAACUACGAUGAAAAAGGUGUCGAGAAAGGUUAGUUACUGCCUCCAGUAUCCUCUUAUCCGCAAGUAUCCAUGUGGAGCUGAUGCUGACGAGAGUUGUCGAGAGAAGUGGAAACGACUUUUCGAUGACUUUGGAAAGGGAACGACUAUGUAUCGGACAGUGGAGCUCCAUCGACUAUUGCUGGAAGGUGUACCGAUCGACCUUCGUGGAGAGGUACCGGACUCUUCACCUGCGAAAUUAGACUGCCUCCAAUAUCCUCUUAUCCGCAAGUAUCCAUGUGGAGCUGACGCCGACGAGAGUUGUCGGGAGAAGUGGAAACGACUUUUUGAUGAUUUUGGAAAAGGAACGACUAUGUAUCGGACAGUGGAACUCCAUCGAUUAUUGCUAGAAGGUGUACCGAUCGAUCUUCGUGGAGAGAUAUGGAUGAUUUGCUCAGGAGCCAGGGCGGAAAUGGAGCUUCAUCCUGGAUAUUACGAAGAACUAUUAAGGAAACAUGAAUCGGUUUAUACAAUAGCACUUGAUGAGAUUGAAAGAGACCUCUACAGAAGUCUACCUGAGCAUCCAGCAUUCCAAGAUGGAGAAGGAAUCGAUGCCUUGCGACGAAUUUUAACUGCGUAUUCGUUUAGAAAUCCAAAUAUAGGAUACUGCCAAGCGAUGAAUAUUGUUAGUUCGGUGUUAUUAUUAUAUGUCAAAGAGGAAGAGGCCUUUUGGUUGCUGGUAGCAAUCUGUGAACGUUUAUUACCCGAUUAUUACAAUAACAAAGUUGUUGGAGCUUUAGUUGACCAAGGUAUGUACGAAACUCGAGCUUGA
Messenger RNA from Strongylus vulgaris, 1203 nucleotides. NCBI's taxonomy places the organism in Eukaryota, Metazoa, Nematoda, Chromadorea, Rhabditida, Strongylidae. The record is from the annotation of a GenBank genome assembly.